Messenger RNA from Mustela lutreola (European mink), 1908 nucleotides. RefSeq names its product junctional sarcoplasmic reticulum protein 1 (gene JSRP1). Bases 1 to 1818 code for a protein of 605 amino acids. NCBI's taxonomy places the organism in Eukaryota, Metazoa, Chordata, Mammalia, Carnivora, Mustelidae. The transcript has 10 exons. Gene Ontology annotation, cellular component: sarcoplasmic reticulum. Gene Ontology annotation, biological process: regulation of ryanodine-sensitive calcium-release channel activity; skeletal muscle contraction. The record is from RefSeq and is a predicted model, not a curated record.
AUGCUCAAGACGCUCGUGUUUCAUGAAAUGGAGCGUGUCGCUUCCGAGCUCAGCCAACAGUCCUGCUCCCAGAGAAACGCAGACCCCUCCCCGGUGAACGCAGACCCCUCCCCGGUCAGCGCGGACCCCUCCCGGGUCAACGCAGACCCCACCCGGGUCAACGCAGACCCCACCCGGGUCAACACGGACCCCUCCCGACCCCUCCCCGGUCAACACGGACCCCUCCGGGUGAAUGCAGACCUCUCCCGGGUCAGUGUAGACCCCUCCCCGGUCAACGCAGACCCCUCCCUGGUGGACGCAGACUUUUCCCCGGUGAAUGCGGAACCCAACGCAGACCCCUCCUGGGUCAGUGCAGACCUUUCCCCGGUGAACUCGGAACCCUCCCUGGUCAAUGUAGACUCCUCCUGGGUGAACGCAGAUCUCUCCUGGGUCAGUGCAGACCCCCGGCCAGUGAACGAGGACCCCUUCCCGCUCCGGGUCCCACGGGCCACCCCUGGCUGCUCCGGGAGCUUGUACCCCGUUGGCUUCACCACAGGGGAGCCCGGCCCACGCUUCGUGGCUCAUAGGCGGCUGACCGGAUUUGAGGGAGAAAGCAAGGCUCAGUCCCGCGGCAAGGGUGGAGGCCUCCCCAGCCACCAUCCCCCGCCACCCUCCUCCCCUUCCCGCCACCGCCCGCCCCGCGGAUUGGCCCACGCCCCGGCCUCCGCACACCUGUCACCGUCUGUCUUGGGGCCACGCUCCCCGGGCUCCAUCUGUCCAGCGGGCUCACUGUGGCGGCCGUGGACCGCUGCCCCCCAACUCCCAAGGAUCCCAGGGUCAGACAUCUCCAUGACGACCAGGGCCCUGCAGGAGCUGGAUGGAGGCCUGGGCAGCUGCCCAGGCGAGGACCUCUCCAUGCUGGCCGACCCCUGCCCUGAGCAGCCCCAGGAGGGCAGGGCUCGAGCGACGCCCAGGCUGGCCGACUCUAGCAGCUGGCCCCAUGUUUCUCAAGCUGAGGGCAGCCCUCCAGGCAGUGUGGAUGCCAGGCCCAAGAAGACAGAAAAGGAGCCUGUGGCCAAAGUGGCCCCAGGACCCGGGAAAGAGAGGCUGAAAGCAGGAGCAACACCCCGGAGCCCCAUGCGCAGGAAGGCACAGGCCUCGCCACCCCCGCAACGGCUGCCGCCACCCCCGGCUCUGGCCCUGAGUGAUGAGCUGCCCUGGGGAGACCUGUCCCUCAACAAGUGUCUGGUGCUGGCCUCAUUCGUGGCGCUGCUGGGGUCAGCCUUCCAGCUGUGCCGUGAUGCUGUGGCUGGGGAAGCGGACGUCCCUGCGCCUGUCCCUGAGCCAUGGGUACCGCCCAGCUCAGCCCCGGAGCCAGCAGCAGCCCCGCUGCAGCCGAAGCCCAAGGCCUGGGCGCCCCCAUUAGGACCGCCGGCACCCCAGGCGGAGGAGGAGGCGGCGGCGGCGGCGGAGGAGGCUGAGGUUCCCGGCAGGCGGGAGGGUGCGGACAGCGCUGCUGGGGAGAAGCGCGGGCCCAAGGAGCCUCCGCGGAAGGAGAGGCCUCGCAAGGAGAGGCCGUCGAGGGAGGAGCGGCCGCGGAAGGAGAAGCCGCGGAAGGAGGAGCGGCCUCGGAAGCAGGAGAAGCCACGGGCCGCCAGGGAACCCCGAGGAGCCCUACCCCGGCGCUGGGAGGUGCGCGAAGGGGGCCACCGCCACUGGGCGCAGGACUCCCGAGACCCGGGACAGAAAAGGAGACAAGCCUGGGACUCCCUGCGGCGCCCCGACGAGGACCGGCCUCCAGGCCGCCAGAAGCACCGGGCGGGCAAGGGGCGGGACUGAGCCAGGCCUGGGUCCCGGGACCCAAUACUCGGAACCGCCCCCCUCGCCGUGCGUGGCCCCGAGGUUCAUAGAAAUAAAUUGAAAGCUGCA